AUGCUUCCCCGAGGUCUGGAAGAGAGCUUAUCUUGCCGAAAAAAGGAAACAAACUCCAAGAUGAUCUAUCAGCGUACCGCCCAACUAGAUUGCCCGAGUAAAUUAUUUGAGAAGAUUUUGAAUAGCAGGGUAAGAACAUUCCUGGAAAAUUCGAAUGAGGGCGGCUCCUUGGACCAAAAUAUUAGAAGCAACCAGAGAAAAAUGCAUCCCGCAGUACUUGUGCCAGUUAAUAGACAGCUACCUAAUGGACUAAUGGACUGUUGAAUAUCAGGUUAACAAUAAACCAAUUGUAAGAGAGCAGAUCUCUUGUGAAGCAUCACAGGGUUCGGUCAUUGACCCAACUCUGUGGAACAUCCUGUAUGAUCGCUUGCUGAUGCUCCGGUUGCCCGCGGGAAUGAAAUUUCUAGCAUUUGCUAAUGACGUCGUAAUAAUCGCAACCGCCGAGGACGUUAUUCGAUUACAAACACUCUUGGAAAUAGCAGCCUCCAGAGGCUUGUAG
Messenger RNA from Cinara cedri, 499 nucleotides. The record is from the annotation of a GenBank genome assembly. NCBI's taxonomy places the organism in Eukaryota, Metazoa, Arthropoda, Insecta, Hemiptera, Aphididae.